Stegastes partitus (bicolor damselfish) is the source of this 2978-nucleotide messenger RNA. RefSeq names its product ATPase H+ transporting V0 subunit e2 (gene atp6v0e2). Gene Ontology annotation, biological process: proton transmembrane transport. The record is from RefSeq and is a predicted model, not a curated record. Lineage: Eukaryota; Metazoa; Chordata; Actinopteri; Pomacentridae. Bases 99 to 344 code for a protein of 81 amino acids. Gene Ontology annotation, molecular function: proton-transporting ATPase activity, rotational mechanism. Gene Ontology annotation, cellular component: proton-transporting V-type ATPase, V0 domain. The transcript has 4 exons.
GGACGGGCUGACUCAGCGGCCAUUGAUGCGCUUUAUUUCCAAGAGGACAAACCGAGAUACUUUCUUCCCUUUCUGAGGUUUUUGUGCCGACCGAAGCCAUGGUGUCUCACUCGCUCGCCCUGCCGAUGAUCUGCUUCACCACGUUAUGGGCGCUGGUGGGGGUCGUGGCCCCGUUUUUAGUGCCCAAAGGACCCAACCGGGGAGUGAUUGUCACCAGUCUCAUCCUCACUGCAGUCUGCUGCUACCUGUUCUGGUUGGUGGCCAUUCUGGCCCAGGCCAACCCUCUGUUCGGCCCUCAGCUGAAGAAUGAGACUAUAUGGUAUCUGCGCUACUUCUGGGAGUAAACAGGGCCCGUGUGAUGUGAAGCCUCUCCUCAUUCCUAUCCCCUGGCUCGCUGGACUUGAUUUCAACAUUACUCCUAAUACACACACCCACACACACACACACACACCUCCAAUCUGCAGAAUUGAUGGAUUAUUUAAUAAGUUACGGCAACCUUAAAGCCAGUUCCUCUGCAAGUGCAGGGGGAAUCUUAAGAAUAAUGUACAGUAACCGGGCUAUAAGAUUUACAGUUUAUUAGACAGACGUGUGUUUUGAAAGCAGAAUUCAUCUCGUGAUUCCAAUGCAAUGUUUGAAGUUGUGACUUACGGUAAUCAGAAUGAGGAGACCGCUGUUCGGAGUAGAUAUUAAUAUUCCCUCUCUAAAAUGUGCAAUCCUUUAGUUUACUCUGUGUUUGUUUACAUUUUUUGUUGUUGUUGUUGAGGUUUUGUGUUGCUGCCAUCAGGGAACAUGAAUUUGUAAGUGUAUUUAUUUUGGCUUGCGGACACUGAUGCAAGCUUGUUGUAAUCACCUCGGUGUCCACACGGUCUUGUUAUAUAAGUGUUAUUAUCUGUGAUGUAAUGGCGUGUGUGUGUGUGUGUGUGUGUGUGCGAGCGCGUGAAGAGUUCAUUAGUGUGAGUGUUUGGACCGCGGCCAUGAGAAUCUCCUAAAAACCGUAAAAAGUGAAGAGCGAUUCCCUCCACUUUAGGCCACUUCAGCAUGAAACUCCCUCCCACAUUCCCCUCAUGCUCCACACCGCGGAGGUCCUCGUUGCCAUGGUGAUCUCAUCACCCAAUUCAGUCCCUCUCCACUCGACCCCGUUUGAUGAAAUCCUGCCCGUCCUCGCCUGCAUGCGUGCAGAUGUACUGUAGGUUGUACUGUACGUGUUUUCGGAGUGGUUUGCCGCUGCUGAUAAAUUAUCUUUACCUUUAACGGUCCGCUGAGUUCUGGCAUUCCCAGCAUUUAAAACUCUGGCAAAUGAAUUCUUUUCGGAGCUCUUUAAGCUCGAGUGACCCCUCACAACUCUCAAGUAGCGCCAUUCAGUUAGCAGUAAACAAAGCACUGAAAAGUACAUUUGGAAAAAAAAAAAAGCGCAUGUUUCUCCAGACUUCUGCAGUAACUUUGGUUUAGAAGAAACCUCAUUGAAUUUGAUCUUUAAUUAAGGGCCAGCAAGGUCACUGUGUAAGAUCAGCGUGGACGGCAACUCAUUGUUUUGCAAUUAAAAAAUAACAUUCGAAACUAGCUGCAGUAAAAAAAAAAAAAAAAAUGCAGGGGAGUGGUUUUAUGAAAUUAAGGUUAAACAUUGUAGUUAAAAUAUCGUCUGUACACAUGCAAUAGCUCGAAGGCUAUUUCUUUGGGCGCUGAUCAUCAAUGUAACCUUGGCUCUACGAUUGGCAUCACGUGAUCUGAGUCCACAGUGGCCACAAACACUGCUGUAUGUUUCCUUCACCUUCCAAACUAGCAGUAAAAAGCUCUCCUCUUUUUUUUGCCUUUUGCCUUGUGGAAGAUGCAGGUCUGUUGUCAUCCCGGCACACCUGCCGCCUCCAGAUGCUUUAAACGUCUCUCCUGCCUGCCAGCCACUACCACAGCUACACCUCCCCUCUCCUCUCCCCAUCCCCGACCUUGAGCUCCCCUCCCUCUCCUCUCCUCUUCUCUAAAACCACUUUGCUUCAGCCAAAAAGAAUCAAAAUCAAAAUACAGCUACUUUUUAGAAAGACCAAAUUGCGUUGUAUCUUUUCCCCCUCAGCCCUUUUCUGUAGCUGUGGCGGCGGCUCGUGUCUAGAAGUGAACAUACAACAGUGUGCUGUGCAGUUAUUUACACACCUGAGGACCUGAUUGCACCAACAAAUUAGCCUUUACUUUCCAGUGAAGAUGAUUUUCGUUGCAGAUGGAAUUCAGUUUCACUCCGAGCGAACCAGGACGUGUAAACAAAACUCACACGUACUCACAAGUAGCCCAGUUUUUGGACGGAGUUGCGAACCCGUCAGUGUGGAAGGUCAGAAAUGUUGGUGGUGGCAGAGAGCCAAAACAAAUCUGAAACCAGAUCCUGUAACUCAAGCUCAAUGCCAUGUUGAGUGCAUGUGAAGAAAAAGCUGAAAACGAGCAGCAGUACACACUUGCUUUCAGACGUUCUGACCAAUCACUGCCGGUUAUCACGUAGGCCCUUGUGUGUCGGGUUUGUUUGCCGUGGUUGUUCUGGACCUCGUUCCCAAACCCGCUCAUCACGAAACACGCUAGAGUUUGCUUAAAGGAGGACGGUGUCGGUGAAUCAUCGGACACCAAAUGGCACCAUUCCUACUGAGCCGAACAGACCGGACUGACGGACGGAACAGUCGUGACUUUGGAUAACCCCUUUGAAACAUGCGGAUUGUGAACUAAGUGUGUGGGUUCCUGUUCCAUUUCUGAUGAAUCUGUUCAGUUCUUUUGAUAACUGGCUGCUGUUCAUCUGUUAAAUGUCCCUGGCAGCAUAGAUGGAGAUAGAGAUUUCUUUUUUUUUAAGUGUGUUAAGAGUCACCAUGGUAACAAAAAUCGAAUAAAUCACAGAUCUAAUUGUUGAUGGAGAUGAGAUGUGACCUUGUAUUAGUGUGAAGUAAAUGCUUCUAUGUGAGUGGCAUUGUAUUUAAAAUACCCAAUAAAACACCGUGUCUCAUUUGGUCCAA